AUGGCGAGUGGCGGCGGCGGCGGCGGUGCCGGGCCUGGGGCCGGAGCCGGGGGCCGAGGGAUGAGCGGUGCCCGUUGGGGCCGCGCGGGCCCCACCGCGCAGGAGAAGCUGCCCGUGCACGUAGAGGAUGCCCUCUCCUAUCUGGAUCAGGUGAAGAUCCGAUUUGGGAGUGACCCUGCCACCUACAAUGGUUUCCUGGAGAUCAUGAAAGAGUUCAAGAGCCAAAGCAUUGAUACUCCUGGCGUCAUCAGGCGAGUGUCUCAGCUCUUCCAUGAACACCCUGACCUCAUUGUUGGAUUCAACGCUUUCCUUCCUCUGGGAUACAGGAUAGAAAUCCCAAAGAAUGGCAAGUUAAGCAUUCAGGCCCCGUUGACAAGUCAGGAGAAUUCCCACCAUCACAAUGACUCUACAGAUGACUAUAAGCAGCAGCUGUCGUAUAAGGAAGACAAACAUCAGGGGCCCUUGGAAUCUGAUUCUGUGGAAUUCAACAAUGCUAUAAGCUAUGUGAAUAAAAUCAAAACUCGUUUUCUUGACCACCCAGAAAUCUACAGAUCAUUCUUAGAGAUAUUGCACACUUACCAGAAGGAGCAGCUGAACACUAAAGGACGUCCUUUCCGGGGCAUGUCAGAGGAGGAAGUAUUUACUGAGGUAGCUAAUCUCUUCAGGGGACAGGAGGAUCUACUUUCUGAGUUUGGACAGUUCCUUCCGGAAGCUAAAAGAUCUUUGUUCACAGGAAAUGGACCAUGUGAAAUGAAUAGUGUUCAGAAAAGUGACCAUGAAAAGAAUCUGGAACACAGCAAAAAAAGAUCCAGGCCUCUGCUCCUUCGUCCUGUCACUGGCCCAGCCAAGAAAAAAAUGAAAUUACGAGGGACCAAAGAUCUGUCUGUCGCAGCUGUGGGAAAAUACGGAACUUUGCAAGAAUUCUCUUUCUUUGACAAGGUACGCCGGGUACUAAAAAGCCAAGAAGUGUAUGAAAAUUUCCUCCGCUGCAUUGCUCUCUUCAAUCAGGAGUUGGUGUCUGGCUCAGAGCUCCUGCAGCUGGUCACCCCUUUCUUAGGAAAAUUUCCAGAACUCUUCGCCCAAUUCAAGUCCUUCUUGGGAGUAAAAGAGCUUUCGUUUGCACCACCCAUGAAUGAUCGAUCGGGGGAUGGAAUUGGUCGGGAAAUUGACUACGCAUCUUGCAAGCGCAUAGGAUCUAGUUACCGGGCGCUCCCCAAAACUUACCAACAGCCAAAGUGCAGUGGCAGGACAGCCAUAUGCAAGGAGGUUUUAAAUGAUACCUGGGUGUCCUUUCCAUCCUGGUCUGAAGACUCUACAUUUGUCAGUUCAAAAAAAACUCCAUAUGAGGAGCAGCUGCAUCGUUGUGAAGACGAACGAUUUGAGUUAGAUGUUGUCUUGGAGACCAACCUUGCCACCAUCCGGGUUUUGGAGAGUGUACAGAAAAAGCUCUCCAGAAUGUCUCCAGAAGAUCAGGAAAAAUUCCGAUUAGAUGACUGCCUGGGAGGGACCUCUGAAGUCAUCCAGCGGCGAGCAAUCUACAGAAUUUAUGGUGAUAAAGCCCCAGAAAUCAUUGAAAGUCUGAAGAAGAAUCCAGUGACCGCUGUUCCUGUAGUACUAAAAAGGCUAAAAGCAAAAGAGGAAGAAUGGAGAGAAGCCCAGCAGGGCUUCAAUAAAAUUUGGCGGGAGCAGUAUGAGAAGGCCUAUUUAAAAUCUCUUGACCAUCAGGCUGUUAACUUUAAGCAAAAUGAUACUAAAGCCCUUCGAUCAAAAAGCUUGCUGAAUGAAAUUGAAAGUGUUUAUGAUGAGCAUCAGGAACAACAUUCGGAGGGUCGGAGUGCCCCGACUAAUGAGCCCCACCUUAUUUUUGUCUAUGAAGACAAGCAGAUACUGGAGGACGCAGCUUCACUUAUCAGCUAUUACGUGAAGAGGCAGCCAACGAUCCAGAAAGAAGAUCAAGGCACCAUCCAGCAGAUAGUCCACCACUUUGUGCCCAGCUUGUUCUUUUCCCAGCUCUCAGAUCUUGGUAUUUCUGAAGAGUCAACAGAUGAAGACCGAGAACACAGUCCGGGACAGAAUUUGGAUACCACUGACCUCUGGAAAAAGUCUGCAUCUCUCCCACAGAGCAGCCCUGUGGAUGGAAAGGGUGGCUCGUGUGCUGCUGCUGCUGCUGCUGCUGCAGCCCCUGAGCAGCCUGGGGCCCUGGACGAUGUUUACAGCCUCUUCUUUGCCAACAACAACUGGUAUUUUUUCUUGCGCCUUCACCAGACUCUGUGUUCAAGGCUUUUAAAGAUUUAUCGGCAAGCCCAGAAGCAGCUCUUAGAAUAUCGGACUGAGAAGGAGAGAGAGAAACUCCUCUGUGAAGGGAGGAAGGAGAAAUCCAAUGACCCUGCGAUGGAGCUGCGGCUGAAGCAGCCAAGUGAGGUAGAACUGGAAGAAUAUUACCCAGCAUUUUUGGACAUGGUAAGGAGUUUACUAGAGGGCAACAUCGAUCCUACACAGUAUGAGGACACCCUUCGGGAGAUGUUUACCAUUCAUGCCUACAUUGGCUUCACUAUGGACAAGCUGGUACAGAACAUCGUGCGGCAGCUUCAUCACCUGGUGAGUGAUGACAUCUGUCUAAAAGUGGUGGAACUCUACCUCAAUGAGAAGAAACGAGGCGCGGCAGGAGGGAACUUGUCCUCCCGCUGUGUCCGUGCCGCCAAGGAGACAAGUUACCAGUGGAAGGCAGAACGGUGCAUGGCUGAUGAGAACUGCUUCAAGGUGAUGUUUUCUUCAGAGGAAAGGGCAAGUGAUCAUGACCAUUGAGUUGGCUGGACACAGAAGAGGCCAGACAGAAGAUCCUGUAGAAGUCCAG
This is a messenger RNA of Dromiciops gliroides (monito del monte), 2854 nucleotides long. It is a transcript of the gene SIN3B, whose product is annotated as SIN3 transcription regulator family member B. The coding region runs from base 1 to 2805 and encodes 934 amino acids. Lineage: Eukaryota; Metazoa; Chordata; Mammalia; Microbiotheria; Microbiotheriidae. Gene Ontology annotation, molecular function: transcription corepressor activity. The transcript is spliced from 16 exons. The record is from RefSeq and is a predicted model, not a curated record. Gene Ontology annotation, cellular component: chromatin. Gene Ontology annotation, biological process: negative regulation of transcription by RNA polymerase II.